Molecule: messenger RNA, 449 nt
Organism: Racocetra persica
Lineage: Eukaryota; Fungi; Glomeromycota; Glomeromycetes; Diversisporales; Gigasporaceae
Source: the annotation of a GenBank genome assembly
UGAAUCUAUAGAGAACUUUGUGGCCGACUACGAAGGAUAUGCCGCUAUGAAAGACUGUUACGAAGCGAAAAUGAGGCUCGGAUAUUGUAGAAAACAAUGCUAUUGGAAAGAUGUAAAAGCCGCCAUCCUAAAGUCAGGAAAAGCGAAAUACGAUGUUGAGAUGAAGAUCGAAUGUCUGAUGAAUCUCAAACUAAACGAGGAUGAGAGCAUCGUAAAGCGUUGGUACCUAAGAGGGCUUCUAGCAAAGUAUAGAGAAAAAAUAAAGCAGCGUUACCCUGAGACUUAUGAGGAGACAAGAGACUGGGCUAUCAAAAUUGAAAAAUUUGAAAAGAGCGAUGAGUUCGACAUAAAGAAGGCCAGUAUUAUAGAGGAAGAAUCGACAUACCAAACCGAUCCCGCUGUUGAUGAGCUGGCUGAUGCCUUCUCUGACCUCAAGAUCUGUCGAGUUA